AUGUCUAUUACUACCACCACCGAAUCUCGUAUCCCUCGGUACCAGCUGCGCGACACACGUGCACGCAAAGGGACCACCGAGAAGACCAUCAAAAUGACAAGUAAAGGGGCUGCACCUCUAUGCGUCAACAUCUUGUCUCCAGGAGAAUCACAGCCUCGAGCUGUAUCUCCUGCGUAUUCCGCCGGACAGCACGCGCGCUCAUACAGUGACGUGCUUAUGGCGCGUAAUCCCCCGAUGCCAGGUGCGCUCAGGGAGACCCCCACUUGUCCCUUAAACAAGACAGUGGAGACCACAAAGGAGAAUCCGGGCGGAAUGACUCCUGUAGAUGCCACCACUUCUGUUAGUAGAGAUAAUGAUGAAACAGAGAAGAACACUUACUCUGAGACUCCAGAAAGGAGUUGGUCCGUAAAGGGACCUGAGGACGAUGGUGACGACCAGAGCGGAAUCUGGACCACUGUCGAUCAUAAGCGCACUGCAGGCGCUAAGGGUGCGACCCAAAAGAAGGGUGAGCAUCAGAAUCUCACACAGGAACAAGAAGACCUGGUGAGAAAGGCUGAAGAUAAGUUAACUCAGGCUGAGAAAAAGAGAAUUAGGACUAGAUGGAACAUACCUAGUCGCCCUGCCUCUGAUGGCAGCGAAUCUGAGGAAUCCCCAGGCGAGGGACCCUCCAAGAGAAAGGGUAAAGUACCUGACCCACGCAACUGGGGAGGGGCUGAACUUGAGGAUGAGGACCUAGACAUGGAAGCCCAGCGGGCUGCCCUGGACUCGUAUCGUGCGGCCAAAUACAAGGAUACCCGCCAUCUGAAUAGGCGGGAGAUCCCAGAUGAAGCCAUGGUCUCCAGAGUGGAGGCUGAGGCUGCAGUCAGGGCUGCAGAAGAACAAGUACAGAAAUGA
Suillus paluster is the source of this 894-nucleotide messenger RNA. RefSeq lists its product as uncharacterized. The coding region runs from base 1 to 894 and encodes 297 amino acids. The transcript is spliced from 2 exons. NCBI's taxonomy places the organism in Eukaryota, Fungi, Basidiomycota, Agaricomycetes, Boletales, Suillaceae. The record is from RefSeq and is a predicted model, not a curated record.